AUGGUUCGCGUCAAAUUUCGCUACCUGGUAGUCAACUUGCUCUACCCUGAGCCUACCACAAAAAGCAACACUCUCCUUCCAGACGUCGUUCAAAUCCACUCCCCCACGCCCGACGCCUUCCACCCUGGGCUCCUCAUACGAAUGAUACGAGACCAAGUACAAGACCUAUACGGCGACUAUGGCAUGGGCAUGAUAUCUGCCGGGCUAAAAGUCAAUUACUACUCGCCCUCCACCAGCACAGUCAUAAUUCGCUGCCCACGCGACCACUACGAGAUGGUAUGGGCAGCGCUGACCUACAUGACACAUCUCCCCAAGCCGAUUGAUAGGCCAGUUGUUAUGCGGGUUGUAAGAGUUAGCGGCACGAUUAGGAAGGCGGAAGAGGAGGUUAUACGGCGGUCGCAGCAAAUUAUCAAGAGAGCGAAAGCUUGGGAGGGGAGUGGCGGGCUGCCCAUGCUGCAAAGUGUGGAGAAGGCUGUAGACAAGGAGAGGAGGAAGGAGGAUGAGGUGUUGGCGCGCGUCGAGCAGGAUACCAGUGACGAGCAGGAUACCGGUGAUGAGAUGAGUGAGUAG
Messenger RNA from Cucurbitaria berberidis CBS 394.84, 570 nucleotides. RefSeq lists its product as uncharacterized. The record is from RefSeq and is a predicted model, not a curated record. Lineage: Eukaryota; Fungi; Ascomycota; Dothideomycetes; Pleosporales; Cucurbitariaceae. Gene Ontology annotation, cellular component: ribonuclease P complex. Gene Ontology annotation, biological process: tRNA 5'-leader removal. The coding region runs from base 1 to 570 and encodes 189 amino acids. The transcript is spliced from 2 exons.